UUUUGAUAGAUCUUGGCAUCAUUUCGCCCGCUCGUCCGCUCGUCCCUUCGUCUUUCUGUAACUUUUGCCUACUAAAACCAUUAGCAAGAGUUCUCUUUGAAUCAUCUUACGCCUAAUUAUUUUAGACGACGCUAUAGGCAUCAAAGCCCCUAUUCAAUCGCACCAGGGCUGAAAAUGACCGACUCUCAUUCUAGCGAUUCUUCCGUUGAACUCAUAAGCACCAUUUCUUGCUGUGCUACAGAAGCCUCUGAAGAUGAUGUUGUUCGGAGCAUUAACAGCGAAUCUUCGUCGGAGAGUAGCAUCACCGACAGCGACAUGGACUAUGUCCUGUUACCCCGUAUCUCAGUGGGGGACUCCCUGGACAAUGAUUCCAGCAACAGCAUCCCAGAGGAUGUUCUGUCCACUCCAUUCAAUCUAUUGUCAGUCAGCACGCCGGACCAGGAGGUGGAGAAGAUCCGGAAGCCAGAAAGACACGAGGCCAGGACCCUCGAUGGCUCAUAUGAAGAUGCUGCAGCAUAUAUCACACAGUAUCUGGAAGUUCCUGUGAAGGAUCGUGAUCAUAGUGUGAAGCUCCUGUUUUUGCAGGCUCUCAUUGUGGAAUUCGGUAUUUCCAAACAGCUGCCCGCCAGCAUAUCAUCAGCAACAAAGCUGCUCAAGGAUUCUCUCCAUGUCAAUAUCAACGAUUAUGUAGCGAGGCGGGGAAAAGACCAGGGUGAGUUGCAACAGAUCAUGCAGCUCAGCAAGAAGGCCCUACGUAAGGAUCUUCGGCGCAGCAACCGAAGGAGUUCUCUGAAGUGGGUAAAGGAACAUGGACUAAAUGUCCUUCUAAUCGGCUUCUUCGAUUAAUUCUCGUCUUUCAUCCAUGCAUGGCGUCGCAUAGACCCGUAUUUACAACGAACUUGUUCCCACUGUG
Molecule: messenger RNA, 913 nt
Organism: Suillus bovinus
Lineage: Eukaryota; Fungi; Basidiomycota; Agaricomycetes; Boletales; Suillaceae
Exons: 3
Coding region: 175-846 (223 amino acids)
Source: RefSeq, a predicted model, not a curated record